This is a messenger RNA of Acytostelium subglobosum LB1, 2238 nucleotides long. RefSeq lists its product as hypothetical. Gene Ontology annotation, cellular component: cytoplasm; nucleus. The transcript is spliced from 2 exons. NCBI's taxonomy places the organism in Eukaryota, Evosea, Eumycetozoa, Acytosteliales, Acytosteliaceae. Gene Ontology annotation, molecular function: tRNA (cytidine-N5)-methyltransferase activity; tRNA binding. Gene Ontology annotation, biological process: tRNA methylation. The record is from RefSeq and is a predicted model, not a curated record. The coding region runs from base 1 to 2238 and encodes 745 amino acids.
AUGGGUAAUAAAAGAAAGAAGAAUAAUAGACAACAACAACAGCAGCAACAACAAAAGGGUGCAGUUGAUGAUGGAAGUGGAAGUCCAAACUCAUUGAUUGAUACAAGGAAUACAAAGAAGAAUAGAACUGAUCAAUCAUGGGAUCAAGGUACCAACGCAAAGCAAUGGGCUGACAUCGUUACACGUAACGAGUUGUUUGAGAACUAUUACAAAAAAAUGGGCAUACUCAAGACUGAUGAGGAGUGGAAGUUGUUCAUGGAUACAAUGGGCAAACAACUACCAACUACAUUUAGAAUCAAUACUACUAUUGGACAGUUGACUCAGGUUGUGUUGGAUCAAUUGCAGGCUGUGAUUAAGGCAUUGCCAAAGGAGGUCGAGGUCGAGGGUACCGUGUACUCACUGCCCACCGAGAUACCAUGGUAUCCAAAUCAUCUGGGCUGGCAUUCGCCCGUGCCCAAGCGCGCAUUCAGGAAGAACCCAGUGCUUUCGGACUUCCAAAAGUUCCUGGUUCACCACGACGAGCAGGGCAAUCUGACGCGCCAGGAGGCCGUCAGUAUGAUCCCACCCGUCUUCCUCGAGGUCCAGCCCAACCAUAUGGUCCUGGACAUGUGCGCUGCGCCUGGCUCAAAGACUACACAGAUCAUUGAGGCUCUGCAUCAAGGCGUGCCCAAGGACACAUUGCCCAAGGGUCUGAUCAUUGCCAACGACGUCGACACUAGUCGUUGCUACAUGCUUGUGCAUCAGACUGCACGUUUGGGUACACCCUGCAUCGUCGUGACCAACCACGAGGCUCAGAACUUCCCCCUUCUCACUCUGGACCAGGACGAUGGCAGCAAGCUCCCUCUGCAGUUUGACAGGAUCUUGGCCGAUGUGCCCUGUUCAGGCGAUGGCACUCUGCGCAAGAACCCGGACCUGUGGCAGCGCUGGACCGUCAUGGCCGGCGCCAACCUGCACAAGCUUCAGGUAUCGAUUGCGACACGUGCCGCCAACCUGCUCAAGGUGGGCGGUCGCAUGGUCUACUCGACAUGCUCGCUCAACCCUCUCGAGAAUGAGGCCGUCGUCAUGGAGUUGAUCAGGCGCGCUGAGGGAUCGAUCAGAGUGGUCGAUGUCAGCGCACAACACCCCGAGCUCAUCCGUGCCAAUGGCAUGUACACGUGGCCCGUCAUCGACCGCGAGGGUGAGUGCUUUGCCAAAUGGGAUGACGUGCCACCCAUGAAGAAGGCCAAGAUCCCGCAGACUUUCUUCCCACCCACUGAGGAGGCGGCACGCGCUGCUGGUCUUCAGCACUGCAUGCGUGUCUAUCCACACUUCCAAGACACUGGUGGAUUCUUCAUCACCGUCCUCGAGAAGGUGGCUGACAUGCCCAAACAGAUUGGAAAGCGAUUCUUGGAUGGCACAGCAUCAGCUGCACCAACAACCUCGACCACUACCACUACAACCACCUCUGAUGCCCCAACAUCCCCACAACAGGAGUCUGUUGACUCACCAACAACAGCCGAGCCAGCAGCAGAGGAGAAGAAGAAGAACAACCCAUACGUGAGGUUCAAUGAGGAGCCAUUCAUAUUGUUGACUGAGGAGAACUUGAAAGAGGUGGACAUGGCCGUGCAGUUUUAUGGCCUCAAGCCAACUUUCCCAAUCGCCAACCUCUUGACGAGGUCGGAGAAGAUGGGCAAGCUCUACCUGGCGUCCGACCCAAUCGUGGAGUUGGUCAAGGGCGACAAGACGCGACGACUAAAGAUUAUCAACGCAGGACUCAAGGCAUUCCAGAAGCACGAUGGUUUGGGCAUGAUGACAUGUCCCUACCGUAUCUCUCAGGAUGCCGUCUCCUGGGUCCAGCCAUUCAUGACGAAGCGUGUGCUUCAGUUAUCGCACGACGACCUCGUGCACAUCGUCAAGGUCUCCGAGCCCAUGUUCACCGAGUUCCCCAAGGAGCUCGAGGAGCGUCUCGAGGCUUUGGAUCCAGGCUGCUUUGUCAUCACUGUCGAUGGCUCUGAUCAGGAUCAGAGCAGAGGCAUGAGGUUCUGUGUGUGGCGUGGAAAGAAGUCAAUCCAUCUUCUCGUGCCCAAGCAAGAGGUACAAUCACUGGCCAACAUACUCAAGAUUACAAUCGAGAAGCCAAAGAAUCACAGGGUCAAGGAGGCGACAGGAGUCCUCGAGGAGGAGGCCGAUACUACGACCACAACCACGACAACCACAUCGACAGUCAACAUCGACGUCCUGAAAACCAACAGCUCAUAA